Messenger RNA from Rubroshorea leprosula, 5790 nucleotides. The record is from the annotation of a GenBank genome assembly. Lineage: Eukaryota; Viridiplantae; Streptophyta; Magnoliopsida; Malvales; Dipterocarpaceae.
UUUGAGUUUGUAUGAUCCAUAUCAUAGGAGCUAUAUACAAUCUCAGGAUUUCUAAUGGCAUGACCUGAUAGAGAGUAGCUACAUUUUCUGGCCUUGAAAUGAAGAAAAUUAACAAGAUGUAAGGAAGUUGAACAUACCUUUCCAUGGCUACCUAGAUGAUGAUACUCAAAUAGGGGUCAAAAUGCUAUCUCAAUCAUCAGGUCAAGGGUAUAAUGAGUUUCUUGUAGAGUGAUGGCAACAGUCACAUAGGACAUAAUUAUCAAUGAGCACUUGGCUGUGAGAAAUAAAAUAGCAUUUGUCAGAUGUGAAAAGAAGUUAUCUAAUCCUGAGCUGGGAAGAGAGGUUUCUAAUAGCAACAGAUGCUAUGCAAAGGUCUAUGCCAAAGAACUCUCCCUGCCUUGGAUUCAUACUUCCUAGAAGCUGAGGCUAACUUUCAUGCUAUGGAGACACAAACAAAGAAAGUGAUUCUCUCUUUGCAAUUUGCAUCAAUAUAAUUAGUAAGCAGCAAGGUAUCAAUUGUGGGUGUAGGCAAGAGCUUCAUCUAGAAAGUUUCUUUGAUACCUUCCUGCUGAAAUAUUUGCUUUUGUUCUACACCUGUUCCAACAACAACAUCAGAACUACAUCAAAUUCUUCAAUUAACUUGGAAAAAGGCAGUGAGAUAUUGGCACUUGUUGCGAGGCAAUGAAGGCAAUAAGAAAUUAACUUAUCCUGAGGUGGGGUGAGGCUUCUAAUGGCAAAGGAUCCAGCACUAGUGUUUGAAUUGGUGGAAUUCAGAUGUCUCGAUAUCUCAUGAGCUUAUCUACUUCUAGAAACAACCAAUUGAACUGAUAAAUAUGGAAAUUGAAAAUCUGAAAUGGAGGGCUGUUGUUGUAUCUGCACCAAGGAAUCUUGAGGAACAGGGUAAAUUAAUUUGCACAUGAGUUUUCAGCUGUUUGUCAGAAAUAAAUAAAUAAAUAAGCUUUAGGUACCAUGCCAAUGCCUCCUUUAGCUUUUCUUUUAGGUACUAAAUUAUUUUUCAGUUGGUACUACAAUAGGUUCUUUGAAAUUGAAAAUCUGAAAUAGAGGGCUGUUGUGGCAUCUGCACCAAGGAAUCAUGAACAACAUGGUAAGACUUUUCAGACAUCUAUAAGACAAAAAAUUUUUGCAUUAGGUGCUUUCCUAUUUUAAUAAUUCUUCUACACCGAAGCCCUUGUCAUGUAUACUCAAAAGAUGCAUGUGGGAGAGUAUAAUAGAAGAUUGGAUAAAUUUGUGCAGUGCAAGUCUUGCAAAGUAACCAAAGGCUUUUAUUUUUAAGUUAUGUGUAGUGAUAAGUUGGCUUUUGAAUUUCCAGAUAUGAUUUAUUUCUUCUCUAAUUGAUUUCUUUACUCAGGUCAAUGGCAAAGAAUUUAUCUCUUGCUAUGAACUCAAACUUUAUUGAACCUGAGGCUGAUUUUUUCAUGUGAAGGAAACUCAAGAAGCGAUGCAAUUCUCUUUUUGCGUAUUGCAUCUAUAUAAUUAGCCUUGUUUGCUGGAAUAUUUGCUCUUGUUCUGCACUUGUUGCUAGCAAAACCAACUGAACUGCAUCAAAUCCUUUUAUUUAACUGGAAAAGGACUGAGAUAUUGGCACAAUCCAGUGGAACCACAAUGCUAAUUCCAAACUAGGAGUACUGGUAAUGUCAUGGAGUUCAAAUUACAAAGAUUCUUUGAGACAGACCAUCAAUCACACCAAUGGUCGAUUGAGACAAGGACAAUGUGUCAAGUGGGAUAGAACUUUUUUCCAUGUGAGAUAAGUAAAUCAACAUAAAUUACAUAGUCUCCAAGGGGAGUGAGGAAGCAACAUUUAAUCAAACCACAAACAGUGUCAAAAUGAAUGAAGCGAAAGCUUCCUGUCAGUUCUUACCACCAUCACAUGUUAUUUUAUUAAUUUUAUCCAACUUGAGUAAAUUUCUGGAUGAGAAUUUCAGGUAUGGAUUUAUUUUUUAUUCCACAUGUGCAUGAUACUUUUUCUGAUUGUGAAUUGCACAAUAAAAAUACAAAUCUUUGUCAUCUCAUCCCAAAAUGGCUGAAAUUGCCCUCACCUUCCUUGGCCCUGUUCUAGAGGAAGCACUUUCCAGGUUGACUUCAUUUGUUGCUAGUUGGCUCCAGAAAGCAGGAGGUUUCGAGGGUGAGGUGAUGAGACUUAAACAUUUACUUGAGUUCAUCCAGUCUGUGGUCGAAGAUGCCGAGGCAAAACAAGAAAGUAAUGGGUCUGUAAGGCGUUGGUUAGAAGACCUCAAAGAUUUAGCUUAUGAUGCGGUGGAUGUACUUGAGGAGUAUGAUUAUGAUCAUCAUGAUCAUCACAAAGUUCAAACUCGAGGCAUAAAGCAGAAAAUGAUGGCACUCACCUCUUUUACCUUCGGUUCUCGUAUUGGUGACAAAAUUAAGGACAUUAGUGUGCGCUUUGAUAAAUUGAAAGAGCGUGCAGGUCCACUUAAUCUAGCAUCAAGAUACCAGUGCCAUCCAACUGCUGGGCAAUAUCCCAAGACAGACUCCUUUCUUGAUAAUUCAAAAGUUUUUGGAAGGGAUGGUGAUGCCUUGGGAAUUCUUAGCUUGUUGGACAACUUAAAGAGGGACCAUCCCAUCUCCGGUGUUUCUAUAGUUGGCAUGGCGGGCCUCGGGAAGACAACAAUGGCGAGAUCAAUAUACAAGAGGGCAAAGGAAGAAAAACUCUAUGAUCUUGUAGCGUGGGUGUGUGUCUCUGAGGACUUCAAUGGCCAAGCAAUCUUGGGGGAGAUGUUGGAACACUUUAAGGAUGGUGGUGCUUCAAGGAACAAUAUCAAUGUACUGCUUCAUGAUCUUGCCAAAGUGCUAGACAACAAAACGUUUCUUCUAAUUCUUGAUGAUGUGUGGAAUGAAGAUCAGUCCCAGUGGGAUGAUUUCAGCUCUCGUCUCUCCAAAAUUUUGAAGAUAACUGGGAAUUCUAUUGUUGUAACAACUCGUAGUUUACAAGUAGCAUCUGUUAUGGAGAGACUUCCUAUGCAAAACUAUGAAAUGCAGAAGUUAUCAGAUGGGGAAUGUUGGUCGAUAAUUGAGGAGAGAGUUCUCAGAUCAUCUAUAGAAUCUUCAAUUUCUUUGGAAUUGAAAGCUAUUGGACAAGAAAUUGCCAAACAGUGUGAGGGCUUGCCGCUAGUUGCAGCUGUCAUCGGAGGAACAUUGGGCUUUCAAAUUGAUAUAGAUAAGUGGUUGGCUAUCAGAAAUAAUAAUGCAUGGAAUUUAGAUCCCCAUGAGAGAAAUAAGAUUUUAUCUGUGCUAAAAAUAAGUUUUGAUCGUUUGCCUUCACAUUUGAAACGAUGUUUUUCGUAUUGUUCAAUAUUUCCAAAGGAUUUUGUCAUUGAAAAAGAUGAUUUAGUUCAACUUUGGAUGGCCCAGGGAUUUCUACACCAACCUAACGAGAGCUCAAUGACAAUGGAGGAUGUUGGUAAUGAGUGCUUUCAUGAUUUAUUAUCUAACUCCUUAUUUCAAGAUGUGGAAAAAGAUGAAUAUGAGAAUAUCAUAUCUUGCAAGAUGCACGAUGUGGUGCAUGAUUUGGCAUUGUCCGUUUCAAAAGGUGAUACUUUUGUGUGGGAGACCAGUUGCAAAAUUGACCAAAAUGCUAAAAUUCGACAUUUGAGAGUUAAGCAUCACAGAAACGAGUGUCUAAUCAUUCCAAGAGGAGUUGCUCAAAGGUUGCAUUCUUUGUUCUUGGAAGAGGUUGAUGUUUUCAAUUCUAAUGCUUCUGAUCUCAAAAGCCUGCGUGCUUUAAAAAUAGUUGGAGCUAAGGGGGAACAGUUGCCAGAUGCUUUUAGCGGCCAGAAGCAUUUGAGAUACCUUGAUGUUUCAGAAACUAAUAUCAAAGCACUGCCAAAAUCUUUCACCAAAUUGUAUAGUUUGCAAACCUUAAAACUUAUUGGUUGUGAUGAUCUUCAAAAGCUUCCUGAUGAAUGGAGAAAUCUAAUCAGCUUAAAACAUUUUUAUAUUGAUGGUUAUAAGGGAGAGAAAUUUCCAUCAUGGUCGUAUAGGGGUGUCAGUUUUUCUGAUGGUAUGAAAAAGGUGAAAUGUAUGGGCAGUAGGUUCUAUCUUAACAAGGGCAACACAACGAGUAGUAGUCAUGGUGGGGGAGAAUUAAUCACACUUUUCCCGGCAUUGAAAUUACUCUAUAUAUUCAACAUGGACAGCCUAGAGGAAUGGGCAGAAAUGGAAGAUAUGGUUGUGUUUCCUUGCCUUGAGAUAUUGCAAAUUAGCAGUUGUCAUAGCUUGAAAACUUGGACAAUGGGUGGAUUUUCAUCUCAGCACAAGCUCUGUGAUCUGCAGAUAUCCUACUGUGAGAAAUUGAUGGCUAUCCCAAACAUAGAUGGGCUGCUCUCUUUUAAAACAUUAUCUAUUGAUCGUUGUCAAAAGUUAAUUUGUCUACCAAGUGGGUUGGGAACUUGCAUCUCUCUCCAGAGUUUGUCCAUUUGGUACUGUUCCAAUCUAAUUUCUAUUGUGGAAGAUAUUGGAAGAUUGCAUUCGCUUACUGAUUUGGCUGUUUGUGAUUGCGAAAAGCUGGUGAGCUUUCCGGCUGAGUGCCUUGGACACCUCAGCCACUUGAAAAUGUUGGAGAUGGGUCCCUUCUAUUCGGAGUUGGAAGAAUUCCCAGGACUUACUUCCAUUCAUCACCUCCACGCCUCUCUUGAAACACUGGAAUUGUAUGGAUGGGAUAAGCUAAAGUCUUUACCACAUCAGUUGCAACAUCUCACUGCCCUCAAGAAAUUGGAGUUACGGACCUUCCAUGGCCUGGAAGCUUUACCAGAGGGGUUGGGUAACCUCUCUUCUCUCUCUACUUUAAGUAUUGAAUAUUGCAACAAAUUGAAGAGCAUUCCAGAAAAUAUUGGGGAAUUGCGUUCUCUCACUGUUCUUAAAAUCCUUAAUUGCGAAGAAUUGAGAAGCUUUCCAGAGGAGUGCCUUGGUCGCCUCACCCACUUGAAGGAGUUAUAUGUGGGUCCUUUCUGGUCAGAGUUGGAGGAAUUUCCUGGAUUCGCCUCCGUCAGUCACCUCCACACUUCCCUUGAAAUUUUAGAUAUAAGGGGAUGGGAUAAACUAAAGUCCCUUCCACAUCAACUUCAAUAUCUCACUACCCUCAGAGAAUUGUGGUUACUCUCCUUUGAGAGCCUGGAGGCUUUGCCAGAAUGGUUCCAAAACCUCUCUUCUCUUCAAUAUUUGGAAACUUGGGAUUGCCCUAACUUAAUGCAUUUCCCUUCUGUUGAAGUCAUGCGCAGCCUCUCCAACUUACAAUCUCUAUAUAUUUUGAAAUGUCCCAAACUGAAGGAAAGAUGUGCCAAAGAGAGCGGCCCCGAAUGGUCCAAGAUUUCUCAGCUCCCCGAGAUCCACAUGUGUUAAAUACCGAUUUUUUGUUGAAGGAAAACGGGAUAUGUCAGCAUGCAGAGUUGGAAUCGCAACCUGUGGUGCUCGGAAUUCAUCAAAAUCUUGCAAGUCCUCUUAUAACCGUAUUCCUUAUCUUCUCUCUUUCCACAAAUCAAAUAAUCUCAUUUUGUAAUUUUUUUUUUUUUUUUGAUAUUUCUUCCAUUUUAGAGGUCCGUUUUUUCCCUGCAGUUCUGCUUUUACAUCUCAAGGAAUUUUUUUUUUAAUUAAUUGAUCUUCUUAUUUAUUUCAAUUUUUUUCUUCCUUUUUUUUGUUUGUUAUUGUUCAGUAAAUGUUGUAGCAAGUACCUUCUCCUGCCUUUGGUUUUCUUCCAUUAGGUACCCUAUUAAAGCCUCAUUUUGGUUUUCUUUUCGGUACUAAACUAAUUUACAUUUG